Molecule: messenger RNA, 2688 nt
Organism: Anneissia japonica
Lineage: Eukaryota; Metazoa; Echinodermata; Crinoidea; Comatulida; Comatulidae
Product: transcriptional adapter 2-alpha-like
Exons: 13
Coding region: 23-1378 (451 amino acids)
Biological process (GO): chromatin remodeling; regulation of transcription by RNA polymerase II
Cellular component (GO): nucleus; SAGA-type complex
Molecular function (GO): protein binding; zinc ion binding; transcription coactivator activity
Source: RefSeq, a predicted model, not a curated record
GUGUUGUGUGGAUGCCAUCGCAAUGGCACUUCAGGAUAGGGACAAAAAGCCUUGCCCAGGAUGCUCAUCAUGCCUUAUAGAGCCAUACAUCCGCUGCAUUGUUUGUGGACCACCAAAAGUCUGUAUUUGUUUGCAGUGUUUUUCUCAUGCUUGGGAAGAUGGUAAACACCAGAGUGACCAUGAUUAUGAAAUUAUCGCAAACCAGUUUUCAGUUUUGGAUUCCAGCUGGACUGCUAAGGAAGAACUUAAGUUCCUAGAUGCUAUUGGAGAUUGUGGCCUGGGAAACUGGCAAGAUGUAGCUGUGCAGGUGCAAACAAAAACAAAAUUGGAAUGUGAACGACACUACAAUCGUGUCUUCAUCAACAACUCUAGAGGGCUCUUUCCAAGUCUGCCUCAGUUGACAUUGGUACGCAGGGAUCCAAUCAUUUGCCGAAUGAGUGAAGAUCCUCCAAGACCAAGCAAAGAAACACAACGAGCUGACAUGGCUGGUUACACACCUGCUAGGGGAGAUUUCAAUGCUGAAUUUGACAAUUAUGCAGAGCAUGAUGUAUUAGAUAUCUACUUUCAAGGUGAAGAAGAACCAUUACUGGAGCAGUUGAAAGUAGCUGCUGUAGAUAUAUAUAGUGAAAGGUUACAGGAGAGACAGAGACGCAAACGGAUGGUAAGAAACUAUGGUCUGAUUAACAUUGCUAAGAUACAAAUGACCGAACUUGGCUAUGACAAAGUUACUAAGGAGCUGAAUAAGAGUCUGAAUCCAUUCAUGAAGCUACAGACGCCGCUUGCCCAUGAUAAGUUACUGGAGGGUCUUAUAUAUGAAAAUGAUCUAAAAAAAGAAGUGAAAAGAUUACAGGAAUUUAGAAGGAAUGGAAUAAAAUCUUUCAAAGGUGCACGAUUGUUUGAUCAGUUGAAACGACGUCGUGAGCGAUCCAAUCAACAACGAACCAAUCAUCUAAGCCACGUUCUCAACAGCACAGAAGAUCCGGGAGCCUGUUGCCAAUUACUUCAGCGGUUUGCCCUUCUUGAAGCAGGACACACAGAGCUUCCUCCAAUAAUUCCGUCAAUGAGACGAGCUGCACCACCUCUUAAUCUACUAGAUUUUCCUGGAUAUGAAAGAUUGAAUGAGAAAGAACGUGAAAUGUGUGCAUCUGUACGAAUCAUACCCGAAGCAUAUUUUGAAUAUAAACGUAUCUUCCAAGCGGAGUAUCAGAAGCUUGGCUAUCUAAAACUAAAGCAUGCCCGCAACCUGAUACGAAUAGACGUCAACAAGAUCCGCAAACUCUUUGAUUUUCUCAUCAAGGAAUGUGUGAUCAGUAAUGGUAAUGAAACAGAAGAAGUAGACCGUUUUGAGCCCGUAAACCGUUUUGAGCCCGUCAGUUGAGUGAAAAUUGCCUAUGGUUUUAAUCCAGUGCUCCAGCCCUAAUGGGACUGAGAACCUUAAUGGGGCUUAGUAUGGGCUAGAGCAGAGGUGGUCAUAAUAAUGGAUUGGAGGCCAAAGUGAAUUUUUUAAUUUAACACUGAUGGCUGCACCCACACUUUGACAUUUCCAGAAAACCUUCACGUACUGCUUUUAUACUCAGUUUUAAUGUUAUUUCUUAAAGAAGAUCGGUGUCAAGCAGUAAAAACAAGGGCUUUUCUAGCCAAAGAUGGUAGGCAGGCCGCACAUAUGGUUGCUGCGUACUGCAAAAACCUUGCCAACAGGCUGCACUUUGCCCACCUGUGGCCUAUGAUUUUAAUGAUGGCUGGAGCACAGAUAUAGGAACAUUUCAUUAUUUUUUCUCUGUCUUCCUGAUGGGUGGAGCUAAUUUGAAUAAAUGCUAUACAUCUUACCAGUGUUUUUCCUGCAGAUCUGGAAUAUAAACUCACCCGAUCUGGAAUACUUUAUAAACUCACCCGAUGUGAACUCUGAACCGAGUGUUAGAUCUACUGCUGUGUAGGCUGGUUUGAAUGGGUGUGGUUGGUCUGAGUGGGCUGGUUUGAUAUGAGUAGGCCGGGAUCACCUGAGUUCCAGUGUCCUGGAAUGAUGUGAGUUGGUUUGAAUGGUUUUGUCUAAGUGGCAAGUGUGAUCGGUAAUCACCAUAGUGUGGGCUGAAUGGUGGCAAGUAUGGUUCUUCCUGGUAACCUAUGCAUUUCAGGGAUGUCAAUAACAUGUGAACAUUUGAGAUGGUGUGAUGUGCAAAAGCAAUAAAAGUCACCUAAGUUAUCUUACUGUAGUUGUUUUCAAGUGAUAACUUACAGCUUAUGACGAUCAGAUAUGCAUUGUUGUACGGUUCAAGUUAUUGGUAACAGGAAGUUUAAAAGUUUUCACAGAAUUGUAUACACCAACCACUGCACGUAAUCACAAAUCAUUCCCAGUGUUAAUAAUUUGAAUACAGUAUGAAAAACACAAUUUGUGCAAUCUAAAUUUUAAUUCAUGCCACAUGAAAUCAGUUUUCAAAUUACGAUUAUUUUAAUUGGUUAUUGUUAUUAUUUUUAGUGUAUUAUUAUUUUUACAAAACUUAUUUAUUUGUACUUCAUUGACUAGAACUAAAAUUGGCAGAAGGAAGAACAAAUUUUGGGAAAAAGUUUUCAGCCGUGCAAAAUACUUUCAUUAGUGAAUGUAUUCAUUAAUUAGGCAAUCAAAUAACAGGAAUAUAAGGGUGUGUUGUAUAAUGUUGUAUUAAUUGGCAUUAAAUGUUUAAAUAUUCAAAA